AUGAUCUUCAUCAAUUCACGGCUUCAACUUCGAUUUCGGCCCCAAAUCGCGAGAGAUCGAGAGAGAGAGAGAGAGAGAGAGAGAGAGAAACCCUAACCAGCGAGGGUUUUGGCAAUGGAUUCCACGGACGUUGAGAUUAAGAAGACGCAGGAGGAGCGGCGGAAGUUGGAGGAGCAGCGUGCAUCACUGACUUCCCUCACCUUCGAUGCCGAUCUCUAUGGAGGAGAGGGCGUUGAUCGCUUCCAGGGCUACGAGCUUUCCAUCCCUGUCACUGAGGAGGAGGAGGAAGCCGACGGCGACCACUCUGGCCGCGACCUCGCCCGCCGCAUGGCCUCCUUUACUGGCCCCAGUGCCCUCUCUGAGGUCCCCCGCGCUUCCGAAGAGGAUUCCGGCUUCAGGAAACCCCAGCGUAUCAUCGAUCGUGAGGAUGAGUAUCGGAGGAAGAGGCUUCAACAGAUGAUUUCUCCAGAUCGAAAUGAUCCCUUUGCUUCUGGAGAAGCCACCCCUGAUCCGUCGGUCCGGACCUACGCCGAUGUUAUGCGGGAGCAGGCGCUCAAACGCCAGAAGGACGAGAUUUUGCGGGAAAUUGCGAAGAAGAAGGAGGAGGAGAAGAACAAGGUCGCAGCCGAGGUGGCAGCGGCUCCUCAGAAGAGGAGGAACAGAUGGGAUCAGUCUCAGGAACCAGAACCCGAAGCCAAGAAACCAAAGAGUAGUUCUGAUUGGGAUGCCCCUGAUUCCACCCCGGGAAUUGGUCGCUGGGAUGCAACGCCAACUCCUGGAAGGGUUGCUGCUGAUGCGACUCCGUCCGUUGCUCGCCGGAACCGUUGGGAUGAGACACCAACGCCUGGACGACUUGCUGAUGCUGAUGCUACCCCGGCUGGCGGGGUUACUCCCGGUGCUACUCCUGCAGGCAUGGCAUGGGAUGCGACCCCUAAGUUGGGUGCUAUUGCCACACCUACACCAAAGCGGCAGAGGUCGAGGUGGGAUGAGACUCCAGCUGCUGUUGGCGCUGCCACUCCACUUCCUGGAGCUGCAACACCUGCAGCUGCUUUCACCCCUGGUGUCACUCCAAUUGGCGGUGUCGACCUUGCCACCCCAACCCCUAGUGCCAUCAAGUUCUCGGGUGCCAUCACUCCUGAGCAGUACAACCUUCUUCGAUGGGAACGGGAUAUUGAGGAAAGGAACAGACCACUUACUGAUGAAGAGCUUGAUGCGAUGUUCCCUCAGGAAGGCUACAAGGUUUUGGAUCCACCUGCAUCUUAUGUCCCCAUUAGAACCCCUGCAAGGAAGCUGUUGGCUACUCCCACACCGCUGGGAACUCCUCUUUAUGCUAUUCCUGAAGAGAAUAGGGGUCAGCAGUUUGAUGUCCCAAAGGAGGCUCCCGGAGGCCUGCCAUUCAUGAAACCGGAGGAUUACCAGUACUUUGGAGCUCUCUUGAAUGAAGAGGAGGAAGAGCAGCUCAACCCUGAGGAGCAGAAGGAACGCAAGAUCAUGAAGCUGCUUCUUAAAGUCAAGAAUGGCACGCCACCACAGAGGAAAACAGCACUACGGCAGCUCACUGACAAGGCCAGAGAGUUCGGGGCUGGCCCACUAUUCAACAAGAUCCUUCCUUUGCUUAUGCAGCCGACUCUGGAGGACCAAGAGCGCCACCUCCUGGUCAAAGUCAUUGAUAGGGUUUUGUAUAAACUUGAUGAACUAGUUCGUCCUUAUGUCCAUAAGAUUCUCGUGGUCAUUGAACCCCUUUUGAUUGAUGAGGACUACUAUGCUCGUGUGGAAGGGCGGGAGAUCAUCUCCAAUCUUAGUAAGGCUGCUGGUUUGGCUACGAUGAUUGCUGCAAUGAGGCCGGAUAUUGACAACAUUGAUGAAUAUGUGAGGAAUACUACUGCAAGGGCUUUCAGUGUGGUGGCUUCAGCUUUGGGGAUUCCUGCCCUCUUACCAUUCUUGAAGGCUGUUUGUCAGAGCAAGAAGUCAUGGCAGGCUAGGCACACUGGUAUUAAGAUUGUUCAGCAGAUUGCCAUUCUCAUGGGAUGUGCGGUACUGCCGCAUUUGAAAUCAUUGGUUGAGAUUAUUGAACAUGGACUCAGUGAUGAAAAUCAGAAGGUGAGGACGAUUACUGCAUUGUCACUUGCGGCACUUGCUGAGGCAGCUGCACCUUAUGGCAUAGAAAGCUUUGAUUCUGUGUUGAAGCCUCUGUGGAAGGGUAUCCGAUCUCAUCGUGGCAAAGUUUUGGCUGCAUUCCUGAAGGCCAUUGGUUUUAUUAUUCCUCUCAUGGAUGCUGUUUAUGCUAGUUACUACACAAAAGAAGUGAUGUUCAUUCUGAUCCGUGAGUUCCAAUCUCCAGAUGAAGAAAUGAAGAAAAUUGUGCUGAAGGUGGUCAAGCAGUGUGUGAGUACUGAAGGUGUGGAGUCUGAUUAUAUUAGAAAUGACAUUCUACCUGAGUUCUUCAGAAAUUUCUGGGUUAGGAGAAUGGCGCUGGACAGGAGGAACUAUAGACAGCUUGUGGAUACUACUGUUGAGAUAGCAAAUAAGGUAGGCGUUGCAGAUAUUGUUGGAAGAAUUGUUGAGGAUCUUAAAGAUGAGAGUGAGCCAUAUAGGCGGAUGGUGAUGGAAACCAUCGAGAAAGUGGUUGCUAACCUGGGAGCUUCAGAUAUUGAUGCACGGUUAGAGGAGCUUCUUAUUGAUGGGAUUCUUUAUGCCUUCCAAGAGCAGACCAGUGAUGAUGCUAAUGUUAUGCUUAAUGGAUUUGGUGCUGUGGUGAAUUCCCUUGGCCAGAGGGUGAAACCUUACCUGCCUCAGAUCUGUGGUACCAUAAAAUGGCGCCUGAAUAACAAGAGCGCAAAAGUUAGGCAGCAGGCAGCGGAUCUUAUAUCAAGGAUUGCAGUUGUGAUGAAGCAGUGCCAAGAAGAACAGCUAAUGGGUCACUUGGGUGUUGUCUUGUAUGAGUACUUGGGAGAAGAGUAUCCUGAAGUCUUGGGGUCUAUCUUGGGUGCAUUGAAGGCUAUUGUCAAUGUAAUUGGUAUGACAAAGAUGACUCCCCCUAUCAAAGACCUACUUCCUCGCCUAACACCCAUCCUAAAGAACAGGCAUGAAAAGGUUCAGGAGAAUUGUAUCGAUCUUGUUGGAAGGAUCGCUGAUCGUGGUGCUGAGUUUGUCCCUGCUAGAGAGUGGAUGAGGAUUUGCUUUGAGCUUCUUGAGAUGUUGAAGGCUCAUAAGAAGGGUAUCCGGAGAGCAACUGUGAAUACUUUUGGGUAUAUUGCAAAAGCUAUUGGGCCACAAGAUGUCCUGGCGACAUUGUUAAAUAAUCUCAAGGUACAGGAGAGACAGAACCGUGUCUGCACCACUGUCGCCAUUGCCAUUGUUGCAGAAACUUGCUCUCCUUUCACAGUUCUGCCUGCUCUUAUGAAUGAAUACCGUGUUCCCGAGCUGAAUGUACAGAAUGGUGUCUUGAAGUCCCUAUCUUUUCUCUUUGAGUAUAUAGGAGAAAUGGGGAAGGACUAUAUAUAUGCUGUCACACCUUUGCUAGAGGAUGCUUUGAUGGAUAGGGAUUUGGUUCACCGGCAGACUGCUGCUUCUGCGGUCAAGCACAUGGCUUUGGGGGUUGCUGGCUUGGGCUGCGAAGAUGCUUUGGUCCAUUUGCUCAACUAUGUAUGGCCAAACAUCUUUGAGACAUCGCCUCAUGUUAUAAAUGCUGUUAUGGAAGCAAUUGAAGGGAUGAGGGUGGCAUUGGGUGCAGCUGUUGUCCUGAAUUAUUGCCUUCAGGGUCUGUUCCACCCUGCUAGGAAGGUUAGAGAGGUGUAUUGGAAGAUCUACAACUCAUUGUACAUUGGAGCACAAGAUGCGCUUGUUGCUGCAUAUCCUAUUUUGGAGGAUGAGUCAGAAAAUGUUUUCAGCCGUCCUGAGUUGAUGAUGUUCGUGUGAUGCAGGAUUUUUGAUGCUGACCUCUGUGGCACAGAACUCAUUUUGCUGGACUUGUUUCAUGCUGAGGGCUUUCUGUUUUUUAAUAUUUAUUUAUUUCUGGCAAAAUGACAAUUAAUUUGUAUGUUACUGAUCGAGGCAUCAUAUUUCAUUUGCUCGGCAGGUUCUUAAAAGGAGUAGACAAACUAAUGGCGGGUUUAUCAUCUUUAUGGGCAAAUGAUCUUGUGGCAGCACCAUCAUCGUGUCAUAUGUCACAGUAGGGCUAUUGGUUUUGUUCCAUACCAUAUAAAAGUUGUCUACUCUACAUACUCUGUUUAAUGUGUUGUUAUUAAGACUGACUUUGCUUCCUUUCAAGUCUAUCUGGUUCUAGGAUAAAAGUCAUCUGCAACAAUGAAAAACCUUUAUAUGGAUAGCUGAGUUUGUUGGAGUAUUCAUUGUGAUAAUUUAGUAGUUUCUAUAGUUCAUUUAUUUAUCAAGAUUCUGAUUUCCUGUCUCAUUUGCAGGUCACAUGCAGAGGUAUAGACCCUUUUUGGUAUGAUCUCAUUUUAUCAAAUUUAUCAUCAUCAUCAUCAUUAUUUUUUUGUGCUUCUGUUUAUUGAUGAAACACUCUGACUUGGGUAUUAGCACUUUUGGUGUGCCGACUUUAUUUAUUCCAAGACUAUUUUUUUUCUC
Molecule: messenger RNA, 4587 nt
Organism: Dioscorea cayenensis subsp. rotundata (Guinea yam)
Lineage: Eukaryota; Viridiplantae; Streptophyta; Magnoliopsida; Dioscoreales; Dioscoreaceae
Product: splicing factor 3B subunit 1
Exons: 3
Coding region: 115-3918 (1267 amino acids)
Biological process (GO): spliceosomal complex assembly
Cellular component (GO): U2-type prespliceosome; catalytic step 2 spliceosome; U2 snRNP
Molecular function (GO): mRNA binding
Source: RefSeq, a predicted model, not a curated record